GAAUGUGGAGACAAGAGAGUUGAGGAAUGUUUUAAGCUAAAUCUUAUUUUCUAGUGUAAGUUAAAAAUAUUUUACCCUUAGUUUAGUGAUUAAUUCUAAUUUUUAAUGAAGAACAGAAAAAAAGAAGUAAACAACAGACUGAUAAUUACGUCUCCGUUGCAAUACAUUUGUCAACGAACGAGUAAAUUCGAAAUCAACUUUUUUUUAUUAAAUUUAUUUGAAGUUCACUUGCAUCGUGAAACAUGGAGAAAUUGUGUAAUUUGAGCAGAAGAGAAAUUGUUCGAAUAAAUGUUGGAGGAACUGUUUUUCAGUGUUGUGCAGAUAUUUUAAAAACAUUUCCAGAAUCUUUCCUUGCCAGUCUAGAAAAACAAAUGCCUAAUCAUGAUAACAGUGAGUACAUUUUUGACAGAAAUCCGUUGAUGUUUGCAUACAUACUUGAUUCUUUUCGAAAAGGCUCAGUUCAUCUGCCAAAAGAUAUUUGCGGAACUACUUUCAUGGAAGAAUUGGAAUUUUGGGAAGUGUCCCUACGCCAUGUUGCUCCGUGUUGCUUGGAGGCUUUAUAUAAAAGUGAGGAUGACAUGUCAACAAUACAGAAACUUUUGAAAGAUUAUGAGAAUAAAACGAACGUUUUUCUCAUGCGACAAAAAGAUACAAGCAUAUGGGCAACAUUUAUAUCACUUUUGAUAGUUUUGUCCACAUUUGCUGAAGCACUCUCCACCGUACCGGCAUUUGAUGUGAAUUACACUGAGUCCGAGAAGCAGGUGUUGCGGAAGAUAGGGCUGUUCCUAAAUUGGGACAAUGCCACGUACAAGAAAAUAUUGUUAACGAAACCACACCCAUAUCUGAAACUAAUUGACUUUCUGUGCAAUAUUGUCAUAACAUUAGAAUACUUGAUAAGUUUUAUUGUUUGUCCGAACAAAAAGACAUUUAUUAUAAGUUUCAUACGGAUAUGCAUCGUGUUCGGAUAUCUUUCAUAUUGGACAGCAUUUAUAAUGCAAAGCAGUGGUAGCAAAAUGUUUGAGUCCGAGACGGCAAUAAAAGCGUACACAGUGCUUUCGUAUUUAACAAUACUUAAGGUAACGCGUUUGUUUUAUCUUGCAAAGCGUGUUCCAGCAUUUGGUAUAAUUGGUUUGACACUAAGAUCUUCGAGUCAGGAGUUAAAACUACUUAUUUUGAUGCUUGGCAUAUUAGUAAGUAUUUUUGGUGUCUUGAUGUUUGUUGCUGAAUAUCAACAUCAGAGUUCAAAAAUAACUAACAUAUUUAUUGGAAUGUAUUGGGCCUUGAUCACAGUUACAACAGUAGGUUACGGCGACUACGUUCCGAUUUCACCAGCUGGUCACGUGAUAGCUGGGGCGUGUGCAGUAUGUGGUAUAUUGAUUCUCGCUUUACCGAUUGGAAUUGUUGCAUCAUCCUUUUGUACAUUUUACAAUUAUCGUAAAUAUGGUAGAAGGCAUUUCCAGAUUUCCAUAGACGGCCAUAAAUCAACAAAUAGAUAACAGUAAGAAGGUUGUUUAAAUGUUCUGGCGACAGCUAUUUGACUAGUGUUCGAAAGUACUUAUUGAUCUGGACACGCAAUAUUUCAUCCCUAAGUACGUUUUAAUUUGUCCUGUUGUAUUGUAAUGAUUUUAUAUAUGGAGAGUUAGGAAGAAUGACCUAUCAAACAUUGCAAUCGUAUAAUGUAUUAAAGUAUUGGAUAAAGUUGUUACAUAGUAAUUAUAGAAAAUAUGUUUAUAAAGUUUAUCAAUUGUUGAAAGGUGAUUUUGAAAUUGCGCCCAAUAAGGUGAAUUGCUGUUCUUCUGUUAAAGUGUUACUAUGUUCACUAGGUUUCUAUGACGUAUGGUUGCAACAAAAUGUUGGUGAUGUAAAUGUUUUUCUAUUUGUUCUAAAACAAAGACUUAAAGAUAAUUUUAUUCAAAAUUGGCAUAGUCGAUUAGGAAGAUUCAUUGAGGGCACUUUUUUUAUAGAACGAUAUGUAUAUUUGAGUUUCAAGACUAUUUAAAUGUAAUUAAUAUUGAUAAAUAUUCAAAAGCCUUGUCAAGAUUGAGAAUUUCUUCACAUAGAUUAAAAAUCGAAUCUGGUCGAUGGACAAGGCCAGUAAGUACUCCUAUAAAUGAUAGAAAAUGCUCAUCAUUUAAUGUUUCAGAAGACGAGUUUCACUUUAUUCUUGAAUGUUCAUUGUAUAGAGAUAUUAGAAAGAAGUACAUUCAUAAAAAGUAUUGGAGACAUCCUAGUAUGAUUAAAUUGGUACAGUUAUUUGAAUGCAAAAACGUAAGUCAGAUUAGAAAUCUUGGAAAAUAUACAUACUAUGCUUUUGCUUUACGAAAUGAAAUAGUUUAUGGUACAAAUAACAUUUAAUUAUCUAGAUGUGUAUAUUUAGUGAAGGAUUUCCCAUUUCUUUAUAAAUCUACAUUAUCAUCAGGUCUCUUAUACAAAGCUUGAAGUAAUGUUUUCUAGUUGUAGAAUGUGAAUUAUAUUUAACACCAGAGACCUUGAUCAAUCUUAAAUUCGUUUUCCGGUAAGGUUGAUAUCCAUCGGUUGAAGAUCGUUCAAAUCAACUGAAUUAUAUUUGCUAUUCCAUUUUGUCCAUCAAUCUUACUUUUCGUUUCGGUAAGAUUAUGGUAGUAAUAAAAUUUAGAUAUGUUCAUGAAAUGUGGUAAAUAAUUAUAAUUAUAUUUGAGUUGUAAAUAAUUAUGUAUAUGGAAUUCAUUAAAUUAAUAGAUCUAACUGAUAAAUUUGGGAUAUCAAACAUAA
Mercenaria mercenaria is the source of this 2751-nucleotide messenger RNA. Its product is annotated as potassium voltage-gated channel protein Shaw-like. Gene Ontology annotation, cellular component: voltage-gated potassium channel complex; membrane. The coding region runs from base 243 to 1496 and encodes 417 amino acids. NCBI's taxonomy places the organism in Eukaryota, Metazoa, Mollusca, Bivalvia, Venerida, Veneridae. The transcript is spliced from 2 exons. The record is from RefSeq and is a predicted model, not a curated record. Gene Ontology annotation, molecular function: protein binding; voltage-gated potassium channel activity. Gene Ontology annotation, biological process: potassium ion transmembrane transport; protein homooligomerization.